UGUACGUUGAAUAAUGGGUUUUUUUUGGCGUCGUGAUGAGGAGUUUGGGGAUGAGGGGGAAGAGGACCGGUGCUAGGGUCGCAUUGUCGGUUUCCGGGGGUCCGAAAGGUGUGUACGCGGGCUGGAAUCACCUUGUUAAUUUAGUCAUGUUUGAGGGGAGACGGUAUCUAGUCGAUGUCGGCUUCGGCGGGAAUGGACCGACGGCCCCGCUCGAGUUGAGGGAUGGGAAUGUGAUGCAGUGGGGCAGUACCGGGGAUGAAGUGAGGUUGCUUUGGAAGGGCAUAGGCGAGUUUGAGAGUCCUGAGGAGAAGUGUUGGGUGUUGGAGCAUAGGAGGGAAGGUGGAGAAUGGGAGGAGGUUUAUUGUUUUACCGAGGUGGAGUUCACGGAGGCGGAUGUGGGGGUUAUGAAUUGGAAGACGGCGAGGGAUUUGAGGGGGAGUUUCUUUAAUCAUAUAAUUAUCUGUAUGAGGACGGAGAUGGAGGGGGAGGAUGUGGUGGGGACAGUGGUUUUGAGAGAUGGGGUGGUGAAGAGGGUUGUUAGGGGGGAGAGUCAGACGAUUAGGGUGUGUAAGAGUGAGGUUGAUAGGUGGGAGGCGCUGGAGGAGCAUUUUGGGAUUGUGCUUGGCGUGCAGGAAAGGAAUGGGAUUAAGGGAAUGGUGACUGAGUUGAAGGGGAAACCGGAAGAUGAAUGA
Mollisia scopiformis is the source of this 692-nucleotide messenger RNA. Its product is annotated as cysteine proteinase. The record is from RefSeq and is a predicted model, not a curated record. Lineage: Eukaryota; Fungi; Ascomycota; Leotiomycetes; Helotiales; Mollisiaceae. The transcript has 2 exons. Bases 36 to 692 code for a protein of 218 amino acids. Gene Ontology annotation, molecular function: acetyltransferase activity.